UCGACUCCAGCGUUCAAAUAAGAGAAGAAGAGGAAAAAAGAUAACAAUAGGAAUUUCAGGAGGGAAUUAUUUUUCACCUGAGCGUAACUUUUUCUUUUUACAAUUAAAAGAACAACACAAUCAGCUUAUAGAUGAACGUUCCCUACUGGAACAGCAUGGAGGGUCCCAUGAUAUCCGUCUCGUCUAUGAGUCUCCUGGUACCCCCACUGCGGCUGAUGUCGGCUCUGAUGUGGGAAGUGGUCCGUCAGAGGAACGUCCGUCAAUAUGGGAGAGUUGUUGAGUUUGUGUAUCUGGUCACUGAAGCAAUUCCGGAUAUUUGGACCGAAAGACAGACUCAACUUCUCAUCCUGGCUUUAAGGGCAAAGGUUAUUCUGGUGAAGUUGCAUUCGGAGCAGGCAGAAGAUCUCAGCAGUGUUGAAGCACAUCUGCAAAGACUCAGAUCUUCUCCCAGUGAACAGGCUCCGGAGGCGAACUUUGCGAAGCUAGUUCAAAGGCUGAUAGAGGACCCAGAGAGAAGAAGGCAUUUCUACAAGAACGUGUAUCCUGUGGAGUUCGGACCGGACUUUGACUGGGCGCUGGAGGUCCUGCUGUUCCGGUUCUUCACCACACUGGAGGGGCGGACUCCAGUCCCUGACUUCAGACAGGCUGCAGUGUGGAUUAAAGAUGCACCUGCAGGUCUAGCAGAGCACAUGUGUGAUGAAGACGACCUUAAAGUUCUCCUUAAGAGCAAACUGUGUCAUCAGAGAUCAGCCGAGAUGAGUACAAAAACAUCCCUGAAUCCAUCCGAACGGCAUCUCCUCAGGACUCUCUCUCUCCCUCCCUCACCGAAACAGACGGACACAUCCGACCUCGACCGCUUCAACACCGAGCAACUAAUCUGCUCUGCCGACAUCCAAGACACGAGUAUAACAGACACAGAAGUGCCGGCUGAAACCCGACAUGAUCCCGAGGAAGAGGAAGCGCCAACCGUUUCCACGGCGGGUCCGCCCAAUCGCGGCUCUUCCUCGUCCCAGGGCCUCGUGGCUCCCAGCGCUCUGAUCAGUGCGCCCCGGCGGCAGGUCACCCACAAGUGCCGCCGAUGCGGGCGUUACUUCAUCUACCGCCAUGAGCUGCUGGAGCACCAGAAGCUGCACGCCGGGGAGCACCCCUACAAGUACUCCCAGUGUGGGAAGGUCUUCCGGGGGGCCGGCGGCCUCGCCACCCACCGGCGCACCCGGUGCACCAGGGCGGCCUACCCCUGCGUCAAAUGCGGCACCGACUUCAAAUCAAUCCGGGAGCGGCUCAGGCACAAGUGCGCCAAGGAGAAGCCCCAAACAUUUGGGUGUCCCGAGUGCGGGAAAACGUUCCAGAGGAGGGGCCUGAUGGAGAAGCACCAGCUCACACACACCCAGGCCCGGUGCCCGCAGUGUGGCGAGGCAUGCGCGGGGAUGAGUGAGCUAAGAGCACACAAGGUCCGGGUCCACGCAAACACGCAUAUCUGCGAAAGCUGCGGCAAAGCCUUCAAGGGAAAGCACGAGCUGAAGGCCCACAUGCGCUGCCACACUGGGGAGCGGCCCUUCCAGUGCACGUACUGCGGGAAACGAUUCUCCACGGGCGGCUACCUGACCGUGCACAUGCGCAUCCACACGGGAGAGAAGCCGUACUUGUGCGCCGACUGCGGGACGGCCUACAGGACGGCGGGCCAGCUGCAGAGCCACCGGCGCGUCCACACGGGGGAGAAGCCGCACAAGUGCGCGGUGUGCCCCCGGGCGUUCACCAACACGGGCAGCCUGAAUCAGCACAAGCGCGUGCACACGGGAGAGCGACCUUACCAGUGCACGUACUGCGGUAAACAGUUCUCCAUGCGCGGCAACCUGACCAUACACGUGCGCAUCCACACGGGGGAGAAGCCGUACUCGUGCGCCGACUGCGGGAAGGCCUUCGGGUCCGCAGGCGACCUGCAGGUCCACCGCCGCGUCCACACGGGGGAGAAGCCGCACAAGUGUGCGGUGUGCGCCCGGGCGUUCGUCACCGCGAGCCAGCUGAAAGCGCACCAGCGCGUGCACACGAGGGAGCGGCCGUACGUGUGCCUGCUGUGCGGCAAGGGGUUCUCAACGAACACCGACCUGAAGCAGCACACGCUCAACCACUACGGGGUGCGGCCCUACGCCUGCCAGCUGUGCUCUAAGGCGUACUUGUGCCUCAACCACCUGAAGAGACACCUGACGACGCACGGUGUCGAGCGAACCGCUAGUGCAGUGUUGACAGAACUGACCGCUCCUCCUGAGUUCUGGGCAGGGCAAUUCAGCGUCCCAUUGUCCUCGCUAGGACUUCUGGUUCCUCCGCUGCGGCUGAUGUCAGCAGUGAUGUGGGAGGUGGUCCGCCAGAGGAACGUAAAGCACUACCAGAAGCUGGAAGAGUUUGUAUCCAUGGUAACAGACGCCGUUCCCGAACUCAUGAGCAAACGGGAAGGACGGCUGCUGUCUCUGGGCCUGAGAGCCAGGACCACUCUGAUGCUGUUGCGUUCAGAGCACCCAGAGGAUCUGAAGGCCGUGGAGAUCCAUCUGGACAGAAUACGGUCUUCCUGCAUAGAAGAGAUAAAUGACAACAUCAUUGACGCACCAGAAGCAAACUUCAUGAGGCUUGUACAAGGUCUCAUCGAGGACAAUGACGGAAGGGAACAUUUUCUUAAGAACAUCUUUCCGAUGGAAUACGGCCCAGACUUUGACACAGCACUUGAGACUCUGGUCUGUGAGUUCUUCAUCAGACUGGAGGAGCUGCUUCCAGUCCCAGACUUCAAACAGACGGCCUCCUGGAUAGGCGCUGAGCCGUCAGUACUAGAGGAGUACAUGCAAUGUGUGUCAAACGGGGAUGACCUCAAAUUUCUUCUCCAGAGCAAACAAUGCCAUGGGAAACUGGCAAAAAGUGGAAUUGCUCAGUUUCAUUCAGACGAUCUCCUAGUUCCCUCCAUGUCUCUGCCGCCCUCGCUGGAGGUCGCCAUCACGUCUCACGCCAGCGACGACGAGAACAACGAGGUCCCCCAGAUCGUGAUGUUCGAGGAAGAGCUGACCACCAACUCCCACGUCGCCUCCACGUCCGCCGACUUCCCCGACUCUCCCAAAGAGCAGGACGCCGUACCGUCCCCUCGGCGGAAGCAGCAGUCGGGGAUGCACCAAUGUCCCGAGUGCGACAAGUGUUUCAAGCACCACUCGGUCCUCGUCGAGCACCAGCGGGUGCACAGCGGACUGCAGCCCUACAACUGCUCCGAGUGCGGCAGGGCCUUCCGCACUGCCACCCUGCUGGCCGGCCACCGGUUGCGCAAGUGCAAGAAUGCGGCCUACCUGUGCAUUAAAUGCGGGAACAGUUUUCCCACCUCCCUGGAGAAGUUCCGACACCAGUGCCCCAAGCGAGGUCAGAGUUACGAAUGCGCUCACUGCGGGAAGAGCUUCCAGAAGUCCAGCAGCCUGAAGGAGCACCUGCUCACACACGUCCAGAGCCGCCUCUUCAAGUGCAGCCACUGUGGCGACGGCUUCCCCGGGAUUGGAGAGCUGAAGUACCAUCAGCAGGUGGACCACGACAAGCCUUAUCAGUGCAAGCAGUGUGGGAAGAGCUUCAUCUCCUCCAGGUGUCUGAUUAAGCACCAGCAGCGGCACCAAGAGGCCGGCGAGAUCCAUGGCGGGAAAUCCAUCAGCGGGAGCAAGCACAGGAAAAUCAGCACCUCUCACCGGAGCUCCUCUGGAUCCUUGUCCUCUCGGAAGAACGCGGUCAAAUCCGCCUACCCACACGCACGGGUCACCCACAACUGUCCGCAGUGUGGGAGGAGCUUCAAGUAUCGCUUUGAGUUCCUGGAGCACCAGCGGUUCCACACGGCGGUCAAGCCUUACAAGUGCUCUCAGUGUGGCAAAGCCUUCCGCACCGAGGCCCACCUCUCGGGCCACCGCAAGAGGAAGUGCAAAAACGCCUCUCACAUCUGCACCAAGUGCGGCUGCCAGUUCAGGUCCCUUCAUGAGCGCGUCAGGCACCAGUGCAUGCAGGUGAUGACCAAAUAUGAGUGUUCCCACUGCGGUAAGACCUUCAAGAUGGCCCACCUUCUGAGGAACCACCAGAUGAGUGAGCAUCAGCUGCCCUACAGCCCCAACCACCGCUUCCGGUGCAGGUACUGCGACGUGACCUUCCCCGGCAUCAGCGAGCUCAAGUACCACCAGAGGGUCGACCACGACAAGCCCUAUCAGUGUCAGGAGUGCGGCAAGAGCUUCCUCUCCGAGAAGUGCCUGUCCAACCACGAGCAGCGGCACAACGACGACCGGCCCGAGAACUGCCCCGUCUGCCGCCGCGGCUUCAGAAACCGCUACGACCUUAAGCAGCACAUGCGCACGCACACGGGCGAGCGCCCGUACCAGUGCACCCACUGCUCCCAGUGCUUCUCCACGGCGGGGGGGCUGAAGAGCCACACCAGGGUGCACACGGGGGAGAAGCCGCACGUCUGCCCAGAUUGCGGCAAGGCCUUCUCCCAGAUGGGCGCCAUGCGCACGCACCGGCUCACCCACACCGGGGAGCGGCCGUUCAAGUGCGCAGUGUGCGGUAAAGGGUUCACCAUGGCGCACAAGGUCACGGUGCACAUGCGCGUUCACACCGGGGAGAGGCCGUACGUGUGCUCCCAGUGCGGGAAGGCCUUCUCGGACGGCAGCGUGCUGAAGCAGCACAUGCUGAAUCACUCUGGCGUCCGGCCGUACCACUGCCAGAUCUGUCCCAAGACCUACACCUGCCUGAACCACCUGAGGAGGCAUCUCAAGAGCCACUCGAACCCCAACUGACUUUGUUCAAUGUUAGCGGAGCAUUCGUGAGACUGUGGUUUGUUAGACGGUUGGUCAAACCCAACUAGCUGGCUGAACGAUGACGGUGGGAAAAGGGCAAUGAAUGAGAUACCGACAUAUAAACCACAGGCAAGGUCGUAUGUCAGAUGGUUUUGUGAGAUUGACUCGGACCAAUGAGAUAACCACGUCGAGUGGAUGCAGAAUUUGACUGUGGUUACUAUUGGUCCUUGAGUUCCUCUUGUGGACUGAAUUGGAACGUCAAUAGUAUUUGGUCUAGGAAUAUACAAGCCCUCAGAAUCAAAGUGUUAGAAAGCCAUUCUGUUUCUCAUCACUAAUCAGGGUUGUUGUUUUUUAUAACUGAAUCAUUCACAAUUGCAUUUUGAGGUCAAAUGACGUGCUAACGAUAAUAGUCCUAAUGAUGUGUUUUACUGGCUGCUGUCCAUCAACAAGAUGGUACUUCAUACAGGUUCUGUAUGAAUUGUGCAUGUAGUUGUCCCCACUACAUCAUUGGAGAAGUCAGUUAGGGUAAUACAUGCCAGUUAGGAUAAUGCAACACUGGGUUCAGAUGGACGGAUGAUAAUUAAGAAUACAAGUUAUUCCCAAGUGAAUCAAUAAAGAAUUAAUCUUAUUAAUGUUAUUUUUGCUUUGAAAUUGAUGAGAAUAAUACAAAUAUAUUUUUGGAAAUAGAUUUGAGGAUUUUGAAUAGUAACCGAAGUAACAAAUGCAGAAUGUUUAUAGUUCAAAACCAUCAGUGGUAUUGUUGCUGGAUUUUUUUGCCAGCUCUGUUUGAUGGGUAUGUGUAUUCCCAGAUAAAUUUACAUUGUCCUUAA
This is a messenger RNA of Gadus macrocephalus (Pacific cod), 5623 nucleotides long. Its product is annotated as zinc finger protein 850-like. The record is from RefSeq and is a predicted model, not a curated record. Gene Ontology annotation, biological process: regulation of DNA-templated transcription. The transcript has 14 exons. NCBI's taxonomy places the organism in Eukaryota, Metazoa, Chordata, Actinopteri, Gadiformes, Gadidae. The coding region runs from base 132 to 4793 and encodes 1553 amino acids. Gene Ontology annotation, molecular function: RNA polymerase II cis-regulatory region sequence-specific DNA binding; DNA-binding transcription factor activity, RNA polymerase II-specific.